Molecule: messenger RNA, 1005 nt
Organism: Cooperia oncophora
Lineage: Eukaryota; Metazoa; Nematoda; Chromadorea; Rhabditida; Trichostrongylidae
Source: the annotation of a GenBank genome assembly
AUGUCUGACCGUCUUCCUGACAUCCAUACCAAGUUGGAGCAAAAUGACGACGUCGAUAAGACCGGAGCAUCACUUAUACGGACAAAUUUUGAUGAUUAUUCAAUGUAUGAAGUGGACGAGAAGCAGCAUAACACAACAUGUCCACCGGAUCUGCUCGGCUUUGAUGUGAACCUUCUUCGAAACUUAUCAGCGCAAGAUGCGUACUUGCGGGAGCAAUUGAACAGCUGCGUCAAAUCCGCCUUGGCCUCACAAGAUCCCUGCACAUUGGCUGACGACGAGCGUGAGGAGAAGAUGCGUACAAGACAGCGCUGUGUGAGUCGCACAGUCGUACCCAGACAUGCAGCUACGGUAAAGAUUGUCGUUUCGCUCAUGGUGUCGAUGAGCUUCGUCUUCCUGCUCAGCCUCGCGGUCGUAGUCAUUCCAUACAAAUCAUUACUUUGUGACAAAUUUUCGAAUACUGGAUACUGUAAAUAUGGAGCUAGGUGUCAAUUUAUCCACAAAAUUACUAAUCCUGCUAUCCUCGCGCAGCAAAUGCUAGCACGUGAAAACGCUCUGAGGGCGCAGGCAGUUUUUAAUCCUCAACACACACUGGAUUCCUCUUGCUAUCCUCAAGGCAGACGUUUGGUUGAUAUGAAUGUCAGCAUGCCGAUCGAUAUGAUCAAUCAUCGCAGCGAUGUGGAUCGUGCUUUUGCUCGUACAGCAGGCAGCCAAAACGUAGCAAGUAUAGCAAGAACUAUUGAAAAUCGUCACGCCUACCUCUCAGUAGCAUGCAGUGGUUCAACAAUAGCGUUCGUCGUCUUUGAGAACGACAAUUUCACCACAACAGCAUCACUUCCACAUCUGAGGGGCACUGCUUUUUGGCUUCAACUUUUCACGUUCAUUGCGACUUCAACAGGAUCGAGGGAGAAGUGUAUUUGGGAAACGGCGUAUUCUGCUCUCAUACGCCGAUUGAAGACAAGUCCUUACUGGGUUCAGCGUUAUUCGCAGCAGGUGUUCUACGAGUAA